This is a messenger RNA of Oryzias melastigma (Indian medaka), 3564 nucleotides long. Its product is annotated as pyruvate dehydrogenase [acetyl-transferring]-phosphatase 1, mitochondrial. The transcript is spliced from 6 exons. The coding region runs from base 265 to 1803 and encodes 512 amino acids. NCBI's taxonomy places the organism in Eukaryota, Metazoa, Chordata, Actinopteri, Beloniformes, Adrianichthyidae. The record is from RefSeq and is a predicted model, not a curated record. Gene Ontology annotation, biological process: protein dephosphorylation. Gene Ontology annotation, molecular function: protein serine/threonine phosphatase activity; cation binding.
CUUAUUACUGAGAUACGGAUCGUCAGAGGUCAGAGAGAACCGCCGGCUCUUCUGUCCAGCUACAGGAAACGGCAAGUUCAACAGGAAAUAAACAUCUCCGGCAAACGUUGCCUCUUUCAGAACCAGAUCAGUCCUCGUUUUGAGAGAUGAAAGAAGCUGGUUCUGAAUAAACACCUCGGACUGAGCCCAGAGAAGAAGAGCAGAGGGGGAAAGACGAAGGUGAAGUCAGUCUGGCAUCUUCUCCUCUGAUUCUGCUGGGCCAUCAUGUUGGGAAGGACGGGAACCUUCAGUAAACGCUGCAGAUUCAAAAUCCAGCAGCAUCGUUCUCUUCCCUCCUCUCCUAUUCUUCCUAAACUCCCUGGAAUGCAAUUCCCAGCAGGCACUGGGAGCAGGUGGUCUCAGGUGAGGCAGGAAGCAGGACCUAUGAGUUCAGCUCAGAUUAAUAGAAUCUUAAAGGCCAAUGAGUACAGCCAUACAUUCCCAAAAGGCCCCGCCUCUCACGGAGUCCUUGGUUUCCAUAGCAACAUGCUGCCAUCUAACAACCCUUGUGAAGACAGUCGAAGCAGCGCCACCUUUCUUCCGGCUCCCGGCGGCACUCUUUUUGCUGUGUUUGAUGGUCAUGCAGGGCCAGCUUGUGCGCAGGCCAUCAGCCAGCGACUCUUCUACUACAUCACCAUGGCGAUGCUGCCGCUGAGGAUGCUGGAGGAGCUGGACUCGGCAGUGGAAAAUGAGCGAGCCGUGCCACAGCUGCUGGAGUGGCACAAGCAUCCCCAGGACCACAGCUUCCAUGAUGGGGGGUCAAUUUCCUUCCAUAGUCUUAGAAACUUCUGGCAGGAGAGGCUAGAGGAUGGCGAGGACCAGGAGGAUGAAGGGAAAGUGACGUCGGCAUUGGUCAAUGCUUUCCGUCGCCUUGACUACGAUCUGUCUGUGGAGGCCCAGGUGCACUUAUCCCUCUCCUCACCCAGACGGGUGUCUGUCCCGGGAGAAGGAUUGUCUUUAUCUUCCCCUCUCCGAGUGGCGCUGUCCGGCUCAACUGCAUGUGUCGUCCACAUCUCUGGCGGUGUCCUGCAUGUGGCCAACCUGGGUGACAGCCGGGCUGUCCUGGGUGUCCAGGAUGAAGAGGGUCGCUGGUCUGCAGUCAGCCUCACAAAUGACCACAAUGCCCAAAACCCAGACGAACUGCAAAGGAUUCUGGAAGAGCAUCCGCCUUCGGAGAGUAGAACUGUGAUCCGGCAUGACCGCCUGCUGGGUCUGCUGCUGCCCUUCAGGGCAUUUGGCGACGUUCGCUUCAAAUGGAGCGCAGAGAUGCUGAGACAAGUCUACGAGAGUCGGCCGGAUGUCCUGUCUGCAGUCGAUGAUGCUGUCCGAACUCUACCCCAACACUACAUGACCCCACCCUACCUGAGCGCCCUCCCAGAGGUCACCCGACACCAGAUUAGACCGACAGACAAGUUCCUGGUCCUGGCGACGGAUGGACUCUGGGAGCUGAUGCACCGACAGACCGUCAUCCAGCUGGUGGCAGAACAGCUGACAGGUCUUCAACAACAGAGGCCUCUUGUUCCCAGUGAGGACAUGACGCUGGGCAGCCUACAGCGCCUCCUUCUGGAAAGGAAAGGCAAAGUACUGUCUGUGCUGGAGGAUCAGAAUGCUGCCACUCACCUUCUGCGCCACAGUCUGGGCGACGACGGCUAUGGGGGCGUGUCCCCAAAUCGCCUGGCCAAGAUGCUGAGCCUGCCGUCAGAGCUGGCUCGCAGGUACCGGGAUGACAUCACCAUCACUGUCAUCCAUCUGAACGAGCUCUGACAACUGCCAAGCAGCAAAGAUGAGGUCUUUUGACCUUCAGGUGUCCUCCCCACAUCUUCAGCGUAUCUGAAGCCGAGCCACGAGCGUCCAGAGGUCAAAGUUUAAUUGCUUUGAUUUGAGACAUUCGGUAGUCUUUAGGCCCCUGCUAGGACAUUUUCAUGGAUUUGAAGACUGAUCUGUUGAAGAAAUGCAGCCGUUCUGUUGUUUUAUUUCCACACGGAUGCAUGUAUCUCCUGGCUUUUUUGGUUUUGAAGAGGAAAAUUCAAAAUGAUACAUCUUUUAAUAAGACUGAGUCGUGACAGAAAUUAGAUUAUCUCAACAAAAUGACCUCAAGUCACAGCAUCUAUUCUAUCUAACUCUGGGUAAAUACACCAUUUCUAAAGACCCACUCUGAUUAAAAUCGUGUUUUGGGUGUUUUUAACACCUUCUUGUAGAAUUUUUCUGGUGAUAGAGGACAAAGAGGAUAGAGAAUUCACCACAAGUCAGAGGUGAAUGAACUCCUGCAACUCUGCAGAAAUUAUGUCCAAGGCCAAAAGUUUUUUUUUUUUAACUAAAAACUGCAUAAUUCUACAAUAGAUUAAAAUAUGAUCGGAGGGGCUCUUUAAAAUCUAAGUUUGAAGGCGUCAUCCAACAGGCUGAACGAUUUUGACAUUGUGAGCACUGAAGCAGUUUUUUUGCAUUUUUAGUGUGAAAAACAUGAGGAAUCAAGUUUGUGGUCAUCUAUUCAUGAUCCUGCCAGUUAAAAAACUGCAGAAGAGAGUAAACUGAGCAAACACUCCCAGCCUGGCAGCUUCUGAUUGAGAAACCCACUUGACUAGUAAAGCAACAUUAGAUGGAGAAGAGUGCUAAACAUGUUACACAUUUUAGCCAAAUUCAGCUUUAAAACUAUAUUUAUGAAAAUUACCAACAUGAAGGAUGGAUCCUGAAUGAAUCAGAUGAUUUAGAACUUCAAGCUCUAAAAAAAGAAAGCUAGUGUUUCACUAAUGUGUAGUGACCACUGCUACCCUUCCAGUUUGACUAAAAAUGGUUUGAAACUAAAUUUAAAGUUUGGAGCUUAAAUAUUUUUUUAAGUCUUCAACAAAAAGGUAACAAAAAGAAAAAACUUAAGGUCAAAAUAUUUGUAAAUCUUUGAUAUUUUAAAACAUAUGUUUUUUUCCCCCAAAUAUAAAAAAGAUUUUUAUCUCUCGUGUGUGGAAUACAGUCACAUUUAACAUGAACAAAAGUGUUAGUUACAUGCAUGCAUCUUGUGACUUCUGUUUGGAGAAUACAUCUCAUUUGACUGUUGUUGUGAAGAACAAAAGCUUGUUAGAUUAAGAUGGAAUUUCGCAGAUAGACAUAUUCCUGACUCGUUUAAAACAAAAGCAGGAUCACUUGAACUAACUCCUGUUAUCAUGGAGCGUUGGUUAGUGACUGAUUAUUUCAGAUCAGAUUUUCACAAUAACAGAUUAAAUCACGACUUUAUCAUAUAUUUUAACAUUAUUUCAUUAUAUUUCCACAGUGGGGUGCUGGAUCAAUUGAUCCUAAAGAAAUAGCUAAUUUUACGGUGACGGUUAGUUUUUAGGAGAUUUGUUUUCACUGGUGUUUUUCCAUCUUGAACAAAUUGUAAAUGUUUUAGCAAGAAAUAAAAAACAAAAAGGAAAAUUUAUCAGAGAUAAGAUGGCAAACUUGAUACCCUUAUACAUUCCAUAUUUAUGUCAUGACAGCAGAAAUGACUGAAAAGUUUCACUGGUACAUCACUGUGUUUUCUGUGCGCGGUCCAGU